AUGAUUCGCGCCGUGCUGUUGGCCACCUUGGCCGCGGCCACGGUUGCCACCGACACCUUCCCCUUUGCCUUUGGUGGCUUUUCCGACCUCUCCACCUGCAGCUGCAUGCCCAACCGACCCCCGACCGUCAUGCGCACCCCUCCUCCUCGUGAGGACAUUUGCGCCAUGAUUGACUGCCCUCGCGCCCCUGGACAGUGCUUCCAAGAUUCGGAAUGCGUUGACGGCGUCUGCUUGGCGCCCCGUCCUCUGGCCUUUGGCACUCCCUGCGAUGAUCAUAACGACAACACGAUGGAGGAUGUGUGCUCGGGUAACGGCGAAUGUAUUGGCAAGCGCUUUACCUGCCCACCUGACAUGGAGCUGACGCUGCCCGUCAACUCGGUCUCUGUCCAAGCUCACUGGAGCGCCCCGUCAGCCAGCUUUGCCACCGGCAGCGGCUGGACCUACGAUUCCAACUACGCCCCCGGCGCGUUCUUUGGUGCCGCCACCCUCGAUGCCUUUGAGAGCUUCUUCAACCCCGACGUGGCCAUCACCUGCCAGGGUGGCCUCGCUGUCUGCACUUCCCCGCGCAGCUUCCUUCCCCCGCGCUUGCCCCGCCCUCCCAUGAUGCCGCCCAAGUUCUUCAGCGGUCCUUCCGGCCAGAUCCCCACAACCACCCCCGUGCCCACCACCACCACCACCACCACCACCACGCGUGUCCCCACCACCACCACCACCACCACCACCCGCCCCCUCACUACCACAAGCUCCACAACCACUCGCCCUGGCACGACCGUGGCGCCCACUGGCGGUUUCUGCAACUUCCGUCAGGUUGACGUGCUCUUCGUCCUCGACGCCUCGGGCUCGGUCGGUCAGGCCAACUUCAACCUGGCCCAGCAGUUUGUGAUUAGCGCCGUCUCUCAGCUCGAUGUGGGAUUGGCUGCCAUUCGCGUUGCCGGUAUGAUGUUCCACGCCGAGGCCCUCCCACAGUUUGACUUUGACGACUACACCUCUGCUGCCCAGGUCCAGAAUGCCGUUGCCAACUUCAACUAUCCCGUCAACGAGAACUGGGGUACCGCCACGGGCAAUGCCCUCGACUCCAUCCGCACCAACCUCUUGCAAGCCAGUGCCGGCUACCGUGGCGGUGAGGUGGUGGUUUACUUUAUCACUGAUGGCGUGUCCCAAGAAUCGCCCUCGGUGGUUGAGUCGGCUGCCCAGGCCCUUCGCGCCACUGGCGCCCAGGUCAUGGCCAUUGGUAUCACGGAUCAGAUUGAUGAGACUCAGCUUGAGGUCAUUGCUGGCUCAGCCGACAACGUCAUCACUGUUGCCGACUUUGCUAACCUCAAUGAGGCCGUCCGCGACGAUCUUGUCUCGCGCGUUUGCAUCGACACCCCCUCUACCACUGCCUCUCCCACCACCGGUGGCGGUUCCGGCCAGCCCGCUGCUACGAGCGCUGCCCUGCGGGCUAUCGUGAGCGUGGCCGAGCCCGAUGACGUGUGCGAAAACUUUUACACGCGCAACACCAACGAGCGCUGCUCGUGCCCCGGAGACUGCCACACUUGUGACUGGAACGACGGAGCGCCUGGAGCCUGCCACUUCUGCAAGAACGCUGCCUACCUCAUGCCCAACGGCGUCUGUGGCGACUCAUGCCCCACGGGCAGUAUUCCCAAGGGCAGUGGCAACUUCCGCCGCUACUGCGAGGUUCCCACCGUUACCGAGGAGCGCUGCCUCAACUUUGUCACGGACGUGACAGGCACCAGCUGCCGCUGCCCUGGUGACUGCCACACGUGUGCCUGGAUCAACGGCCAACCCGGCGAGUGCGAGUUCUGCAAGAACGCUGCCUAUCUUCAGCCCGAUGGCACCUGCGAUAGCGGUUGCCCCCGCGGCACUACCCCCAUGGGUUCGGGCAACUUCCGCCGCUAUUGCGCCGAGCCCGUGGCCGACGAGGUUUGCCAGAACACCAUCACCAAUGUCACCGGCUCCCCGUGCUCUUGCUCGGGCGAUUGCCACACGUGCGACUGGACCAAUGGCGCCGCGGACACUUGCCACUUUUGCAAGAACGCCGCCUAUCUGCAACCCGAUGGCACCUGUGCUGACUCGUGCCCUGCUGGCACCAUCCCACAAGGCUCUGGCAAUUUCCGCCGCUACUGCGAGGUGCCUCCCACCACUCCCGCCAGCUUCGACGGCGUUGAGGUUUGCGACGACAGUGUUGCCUCGGUUACGGGACUGCCUUGCACUUGCAGCAGCAACUGCCACACCUGCUCUUUGGUCAACGGCGUGGCUGGUGAGUGCACCAAGUGCCGUAACCAGCAAUACCUGCUUGAUGGCGAGUGCUUGGCAUCGUGCCCCUCGGGCUACACGGGCGUGGGUACCGGCAACUACAAGCGCGUCUGCGUAGCCAACCGCCGCCGUUCCAUCCUGGGCCUCGAGUCUUUCACGGGUGCAGCUUCAGCGGUGGCUGGUGAAACCGGCUCGCCCCUCCUUAUUGCCGCCACUGUUCUCGGUGUCUUUGCGGUGGUGGUCGGUGCCAUUGUGUCUGCUCGCAAGUCGCUCAAGUCGCGGCGGGACAGCCUCCUUCCUCUUGCUGAGGUUGAGGACGAUGCAGCACGGUCUACCAGCCCGCUGGCCAGUGUUGAUGCAACACAUUAA
Molecule: messenger RNA, 2625 nt
Organism: Monosiga brevicollis MX1
Lineage: Eukaryota; Choanoflagellata; Craspedida; Salpingoecidae
Exons: 5
Coding region: 1-2625 (874 amino acids)
Source: RefSeq, a predicted model, not a curated record